AUGAGCAAGACUGAUAAUCCUCCUCGUAGUCACAACUCAUUUCUUAUUACGAAAAUGCCAGCCUCCAAGAACUUCGGCAGCGAUGUCGUGAGCAAGAAGAUGAAUAGGCUGAAGGAGUACAAGAGGGCACAGAAAGAGAAGAAACUCGCACUGCGCGCCACAGCCGCCGCUCAACAGAUCAAGGCGAAGAAGAUGUCCUCUGCUUCUGCUAAAGCGGUUAAACUGAGUGAUGCUGAAUCCAAUAAGGCUGCUCUAGCACCGGAAGACACACUGGACAUUGUCGCGCUGCGCAAAGCCUUGGAGCUUGCGUUGUAUGAGAAGAUGGAAACACCGCGCCAGAUGCUUAUCCGGUGCGACUUCAAGGCUUACAUGGAUACCGAGUUCCAUGGCAAGGACGCUGAAUUCGACUACAUAGCACCACAUGCCGUAUAUUUUGACGAUAAUGGAUUUCAGGCAACCAUCCACACAAGCGGCUCCAACACACAAGACAGAUUGUUGGCCCAUGAGGUAGAGCUUUCGCCAUUGGAGCAGAUUGAGACUGAGAAGAACGUCGCCCUCUCACAUCCUGCUCCCCAAGCACGCCGAUGCGACUCUCGUUUCUUCGAACACAUACUUUCUGCCGCAUCCGCUCAGGAGACUGUUACUGCCAAAGUGCAGGACGCCACCAAGUGUUCGACUGGUUCUCAACCACCCGACUCUAUGUCUACACAGCUACCACACUUAAUGGAUCCAGCCAUCAUCAGCCAUAAGAUCAAGCAACAGAUACCUGCAAAGCUGGGAAUACUUGUCACCAACACCCAAACAAUGAGCAAGCAUGCAGAGGGCACUGGUCUGAAUAACAGUCCCUCAAGCCUCACCACUACACUCGUGUCGACGCCAGACUCUUCACCUACCAGCACUCAUCGCUCCAGUGUCUCUUCAUCGGUUGGAUUUCAUGCUCGUGCCUAUACGCCUCCAACGCCCCAACUAACUUCUGCGACUUUAGGUUACUGGGGUCAUUGUUCUUACCCUAAGCCUGGCGAUAUUGCUGACUGGAGCCUUCUGGAUUUGAAUUCGAGAACAUGA
Messenger RNA from Bipolaris maydis ATCC 48331, 1065 nucleotides. RefSeq lists its product as uncharacterized. The record is from RefSeq and is a predicted model, not a curated record. Lineage: Eukaryota; Fungi; Ascomycota; Dothideomycetes; Pleosporales; Pleosporaceae.